GCGCGGGGCGGAGCACGGGAGGAUUCUCCGGUUCUCCGCCCGCAGCAACCACGGAACGCGGCCGGAGCCCCGCCCGGCGCCCCCGGGCCCCGCGUUCCGGUCCCGCCCCGCGGCUGCGCGGCCCGGAACGGAACGGAGCGGAACGGAGCGGAACGAGAUGGUGCCCGAGCUGGAGAAAGGCACGGUGCGGAUCCGGCAGCCCGAGCGGGUGCGGAGCAUCAUCCGCUCCCUCCGGGAGCAGGGGGUGGCCAAACUGCAGGUCAUUUCUGACUUUGACAUGACGCUGAGCAGGUUUGGUUGCAAUGGCAGGCGCUGCCCCACGUCUCACAACAUCCUUGAUACCAGCCGUGUGAUCAGCGAGGAUGGCAAGAAGAAGCUGAAGGAUCUGCUCCACUAUUACUAUCCCAUUGAAAUAGAUCCCAACCGGACCCUGGAAGAGAAACGUCCCCUCAUGGUGGAGUGGUGGACCAAAGCCCAUGAGCUGCUUGUGCAGCAGAAGAUCCACAAAAGUGACAUAGCCCAGAUCGUCAGAGAGUCAGAAGCGAUGCUCAGGUACCAGCUGGGGGAU
Pyrgilauda ruficollis (rufous-necked snowfinch) is the source of this 568-nucleotide messenger RNA. Its product is annotated as 7-methylguanosine phosphate-specific 5'-nucleotidase-like. Gene Ontology annotation, cellular component: cytoplasm. Gene Ontology annotation, molecular function: 5'-nucleotidase activity; magnesium ion binding. The transcript is spliced from 6 exons. NCBI's taxonomy places the organism in Eukaryota, Metazoa, Chordata, Aves, Passeriformes, Passeridae. The record is from RefSeq and is a predicted model, not a curated record. The annotation marks the transcript as partial.